UAAAGAAGGUGCCAUAGUAGUGUUGUGAAGUCCUUGAACGUGAGAUGAAUUUUCUAACCCACAACUUUGCAAAUACCGUUUUGGAAAGUGCUAGUGGCUUUUAACACUACUAAAAACCUGCACUGAGGUCGUGUGUGGACGGAAGCAUUUGGGAGAAAUGGGAACUGAUAAAAGGAUUAGCCGGACCGAACGUAGCGGGAGAUAUGGCUCCGACCAGUCCCGUGAUGAAUCAGAAUGGCGCGACAGACGAGACAGAGACCAAGAGCGCGAUCACAACAUGCGCCGCUGGGGAGAAGAGAGACGUAGUGACCGUUAUGAAGGAGAUCGUCGAGGAUCGCGAGACAGUCCAGAGCAAAGAGAGCGGAAAAGACGUAAUAGUGAUAGAUCAGAAGAUGGUUAUCACUCUGAUGGCGAUUACCCAGAGCAGGAUUACAGACGGGAACCUGGAGAGGAGAAGAAGAGCAAGACUAUCAUGCUCUGGGGUCUGUCUCCUCAUGUCACUGAGGAAGAUAUUUGUUUUGCCAUAGACCAACUGGAGGGACCCCAGCCAGUAGAUGUCAGGCUGAUGAAAAAGAAGACAGGUAUAAGCCGUGGUUUCGCCUUCGUGGACUUUUAUCACUUGCAAGAUGCUACCCGAUGGAUGGAGACCAAUCAGAAACGUCUGACCAUCCAAGGCAAAAGCGUGGACAUGCACUACAGUCACCCCAGAAACAAGUAUGAAGACUGGCUCUGCAAUACAUGUGGCCUGUACAAUUUCCGGAGGAGGCUGAAGUGCUUCAGGUGUGGAGCAGCCAAAGCUGAAAGUGAGACCAGCAAUAAUAAUGGAGCCACAGAAACUCAACCCAGUGGAGAUUUCUAUGGCGACACAAUCAUCCUGAGAAAUAUUGCACCUCUAACCACCGUGGAAGCCAUCAUGACAGCCCUGGCACCAUACGCUAAUCUUUCAUCGAAUAACAUUCGCCUCAUCAAGGACAAGCAGACGGGCCAGAACAGGGGCUUUGCUUUUGUUCAGCUGUCUUCUCCUCUGGAGGCCUCCCAGCUGCUGACUAUCUUACAGGGACUGCAGCCUCCUCUAAAGCUGGAUGGGAAAACAAUUGGAGUGGAUUAUGCUAAGAGUGCUAGAAAGGACCUUUUGCUACCUGACGGGAAUCGUGUCAGUGCCUUUUCUGUUGCUAGCACUGCCAUUGCUGCAGCCCAGUGGUCCUCAAGUCAGCCACAGCAGACCUCAGAUGGAAUGUCAGAGUACAGCUAUUUGCAAGAAGGCUAUCAUCCAAUGUCACAGGACUACCAAGCAUACUACCACCAAGCAGCGGGAGCCAGCACCUCUCAGGGAAAUGGUAUUCUAGGAGCAGCGCCAGGUGUAAAGAUUGUUCCAACUGCAGCUGGAGUAGUUAUCUCACAGAGUGCACAAGUCUACCCAGCCCAUUUAAUCACUCAGCCCGCUGUUCAGGCUUUGCCACUCUCCCAGCCAUUGGAGGCAAAACCCCAAACGGGAAAUCUUUCAGGUGUUGAAGCUUUGUCUAUGCCUGUUGCUACUCUUGCUGCUGCCACUGUAACAGCUACCAGUACCUUAACAGCCUCUGGACAGACAGCAGACACCAGCACUGUUCCUGAUACAUCUUCAUAUCAGUAUGAUGAGUCCUCUGGCUACUAUUACGAUCCUCAAACUGGUCUCUACUAUGACCCAAACACACAUUAUUACUACAACUCUCAGACUCAGCAGUAUCUGUACUGGGACAGUGAAAAACAGACAUAUGUCCCUGCCUCAGUCGACGCAAAUAACACAGCGAGUGGCUCUGCAGCAAUGGGCAACAAAGAAUCUAAAGAAGGCAAGGAGAAAAAGGAGAAGCCCAAGAGCAAGACUGCUCAGCAGAUCGCUAAGGACAUGGAGCGGUGGGCUAAAAGUCUCAACAAGCAGAAGGAGAAUUUCAGGAGUAGCUUUCAACCUAUUAGUCAAGAAGAGAGGAAGGAGGCAGCAGCUGCUGAUGCUGGCUUCACUUUGUUUGAAAAGAAGCAGGCCGGGGGGCUAGACAGAUUCAUGCCAGAGGUGUUAAAUAGCCCUGAAGAGGAGGCACCGACGAGCUCAGUCAACUCCUCCAAGUGUGGCCUUGUGGCAGCCUACAGUGGAGACAGUGACCCUGAAGAGGGAGGAGCAGAGCCUGAUGGUGGUGACAAAUUCCAGGACAAGAUGACAGACUGGAAAAAGAUGGCCUGCUUGCUGUGUAGGAGACAGUUCCCCAAUAAAGAGGGACUAAUUAGACAUCAGCAACUCUCAGACCUCCACAAGAAAAACCUGGAGGUUCACCGCAGAGCCCAAAUGAGUGAAGCAGAGCUGGAGGAGUUGGAGAGAAAAGAGACUGAGUUGAAAUAUAGAGACAGAGCAGCAGAGAGGAGAGAAAAAUAUGGCAUCCCUGAACCCCCAGCACCCAAAAAGAAGAAAUUUAGCCAACCAACACCAGUUGUUAACUAUGAGCAGCCCACCAAAGACGGCCUUAACAGUGACAACAUUGGAAACAAAAUGCUGCAGGCAAUGGGCUGGAAGGAGGGUAAAGGUCUUGGUCGCAACCAGCAGGGCAUCACUGCACCAAUUGAGGCACAGUUAAGAACAAAGGGAGCUGGUCUCGGUGUUAAAGGCACCAACUACACCCUCUCUGCGUCAGACACAUACAAAGACGCAGUCCGUAAAGCCAUGUAUGCUCGCUUCACUGAACUGGAGUGAUCUGCUGGCGAAAUGUUGCUUUUUGGGUGGACUCAUUGUCGGAUGGUGAGGGGGAGCUUCAACAAUGAAUCAACAAUGUUUGUGAAAAGGAUUUGGACUCCUGUAUUGAUUUGUACUCCAUGUAUGAUCUAUGAUUAUUUUGCCUCUUGCCAUAAUGGUUAAACCAGACAAUAGAAAUAAUCUGUAAUGGAGGCGUAUGAAGAUGGUGAAUAAUAUAAUUUAUAAAUUGUACAUAUGCACAGUAAAUUUCCUUCCCUUGUUUACAUAUCUGUUUUAUAUUUCUUCUGUGGUAAUGGUUUCUUUUUUCCCAGCAUGUUAAAAAAAAUUGUACAGUUUUACAAAAAAUGUCUACAGAAAAUAAAUGACAUAAGUGA
Molecule: messenger RNA, 3093 nt
Organism: Scomber japonicus (chub mackerel)
Lineage: Eukaryota; Metazoa; Chordata; Actinopteri; Scombriformes; Scombridae
Gene: rbm5
Product: RNA binding motif protein 5
Exons: 25
Coding region: 158-2719 (853 amino acids)
Biological process (GO): mRNA splicing, via spliceosome
Cellular component (GO): nucleus
Molecular function (GO): RNA binding
Source: RefSeq, a predicted model, not a curated record